This is a messenger RNA of Zingiber officinale, 574 nucleotides long. RefSeq names its product Bowman-Birk type trypsin inhibitor-like. Gene Ontology annotation, molecular function: serine-type endopeptidase inhibitor activity. Lineage: Eukaryota; Viridiplantae; Streptophyta; Magnoliopsida; Zingiberales; Zingiberaceae. The record is from RefSeq and is a predicted model, not a curated record. The coding region runs from base 62 to 409 and encodes 115 amino acids. The transcript has 2 exons. Gene Ontology annotation, cellular component: extracellular region.
CUUUUCCCCAAAUUUGUGUAUAAAUCUUGCACGCCGUCGACUGAUCGAAGUGGAAGAAGAAAUGAAGCACAAUCUAGCGGUUCUCGUCAUGCUACUCUCUGCUGCGGCCGCGGCCGCCACCGCCGCCACCCUCCCGGAGCUCAAAGGGCAUGAAACAGGGGCGGCGGCGGAGCAGGCCAUAAGAGUCCGGCGAACGUGGCCGUGCUGCGACCGCUGUGGCGGGUGCGCCACCGGUUCCGACGCGCCGGAGUGCCAGUGCCACGACCUGGUGCGGCGGUGCCACCCCUCGUGCCGGAGCUGCGUCCGGUCGCCUCUCAGCGUGGAACCUCCCCUGUUCUACUGCUCCGACCGCAUCCCCGGCUACUGCCAGCGCCGGUGCAACUCCGGCGACAGCUUGCAGAUCCACUGAUCUUAUUUGGCAAAACAAAAAACUGCAAGUUUUUUGUUGUCAAAUUCGAGAUCUCAUGAAGCAAGAUUACAUGGUUAGUUUUUUAAUCUUGUGCCAUAUUUCUAGGAACUGUAAGAACAGAUCUGUGAUUGAGAUGAACAGAUAGAUCUCCAGUUUUCGUUUAAA